AUGUUCUCGCAGCCAGUGGUCCCAUCACCGCCGCCUGGGCUGACACCCUCGACGAGCCUGCCCUCGCCUUCUAGAACAAGCCGACUGCGAGGCCUCAGCAUCUUGCGCAACUACACGCACAACCAUCUGCUGUCGCGUGACAGCAGCCACCACGCCGUCGGCACCAGCAACAGCAACAGCACCGGCAACGGCAAUAGCAAUAGCAACAGCAACAGCAGCGGCGGCAGCUCGCCCUCAACCAGCCAGUCUGGUAACAGCCUCACGCGCUCCGUCAGCUACUCCCCCGGAGCCACGACGACGACAACCACGACAACGACAACCACGACAACGACGACAAACGCCUCGGCCUCAAUCAACACCAACCGACUGACGCUGGUGGCCACAUCUCCCGCCUUGGCCACUACGUCCCCGUCACGGGCCGCGGACGCUCUCGCCAGCUCUUCAGCCCAACCCGGCGCCUCCUCCUCCUCAUCCUCCUCCUCCUCGGCCUCGUCGCCGGCUGUCGAGACGCCCUCCGGCACCGCCGAGCAGCCCGCCAUGGCCCGAGCCAACGAGGGCUUCGGCUCGUCCGACAGCCAGCCGUCCAUCCGCUUCUCCGCCUACUACGACCCCCGAUCCACGCGGCCGUCGUUGUCCUUUCCGCCCAUUUCAAGGACGCUGUCCAACGGCACCGAGGUCAUCCGCGUCGGCCGAUACUCUGAGCGCGACACCCAAGCCCUGGCCGGCGCGUCCGGCCAUUCUGCCUCCGGGGCGCCCGUGGGCUUUAAGAGCAAAGUGGUCAGCCGUCGGCACUGCGAGUUCUGGUACGAGGACGGCAAGUGGUACAUCAAGGACGUCAAGAGCUCGUCCGGCACAUUCCUCAACCACAUACGAUUGAGCCCGCCCUCGCAGGAGAGCAAGGCCUUUCCCGUCAAUGAUGGCGACAUUGUCCAGCUCGGCAUUGACUUCAAGGGGGGAGAGGAGAUGAUUUUCCGCUGCGUCAAGAUGAGGCUGGAGCUCAACCGCGGGUGGCAGAAUAAGCCAAACACGUUCAACAUGGCCGCUCAUAAGAGGUUGCGUACCAUGGCGACUAACGGAGGUGGCUCUGUUUCGAGUUCAAAUUCCCAGGACUGCUCCAUCUGUCUCAACUCCAUUGCUCCGUGCCAAUCGCUCUUCGUUGCUCCUUGCUCUCACACGUGGCACUUCAAGUGUGUACGCUCUUUGCUCACCUCGCCGCAAUACCCCAUCUUCAUCUGUCCCAACUGCCGUGCUGGCGCCGACUUGGAAGCCGACGUCGAGGACGCUGGCGAGGAAUGGCAAAAUAUCGACGAAUUCACAGCCCCCAGCGACGCGGUGCCCCCUACCGUUGUUGAGACGCUCGCUCCGGAAGUUGUGCCGCCACUUGCCCCCCUGACCGAAGAUCCGCCCGAGGCGACGGUACAAGAAACAGACGCCAUGGAUGUCACCGUCAACUUUGCUGCAUCGGGCAGUCCGACGGCGCCGCACGCAACCUCAGACCCGUUGCCCAUUAGAAGUCGGUCCUCGGGUGCCGGUCGUGCGAGUCAUUUACGCGAGAACGGAACCCCCUCGCCACCUGGCAACGGGACUGAGGGGCUCAUUACUCCGAGAAACAACGCAGGCCCCUGGGUCUUUGACGGUACGGCAGGCCGACGGCCAGCCAGCGACAACGGCGAGAUGCCGAGCCUCGAUUCUGCAGCAGACGCCGACACGACCACGCACGAGUCCAGCGACGACGCUGCCAGCCGGUAGCACCAGGUCGAGCAACCGAUGAGCAUUCUGAUCGCGGUGAUGCUGUUAUACGCCGAUAUCGUCUUCCUACGGUGGU
Molecule: messenger RNA, 1825 nt
Organism: Trichoderma reesei QM6a
Lineage: Eukaryota; Fungi; Ascomycota; Sordariomycetes; Hypocreales; Hypocreaceae
Exons: 3
Coding region: 1-1749 (582 amino acids)
Biological process (GO): ubiquitin-dependent protein catabolic process; negative regulation of septation initiation signaling; protein ubiquitination
Cellular component (GO): ubiquitin ligase complex; cytosol; cell division site
Molecular function (GO): ubiquitin protein ligase activity; protein binding
Source: RefSeq, a predicted model, not a curated record